AUGGAUUCAGAGAGAAACAAUGAGAGUGUGAGCGGGAGUACCACUACUGUGAGUAGUAACAUGAGCUUGAACAAUGAAGGUGGUGUGAUUGUUGAUGAUGAUGAUGACGAAUUUUCAAUGAAGAGUCAGAAUCUUCAGUGGGCACAAGGGAAAGCCGCUUAUUCAUGUAGCUUUCCUUGUCUAAUAAUUUCUUACUUGGAUUAUCCAUUUGUUAUUUUGGAUUUUGAAGUGUAUCCACAGGUGAAGGUGAGGCAACAAGAACAAGAGCAAGAACAAGAUGACAGAGGAUCAUUUCUGUUCAUAAAGGUUAUUGAAUCUCUGUCUUUACAAGAUCAUCACUCUUCUGAUGAGGAAAACAAGAGCAAUUCUUCUCCUUCAGUUGCCAAAAUCACAAAGGUGAAUGCCCCAAUUGUAAAAGCACAAUCGGUUACCCCAUCCAAAGCAGCAAAGAGCAAUAGACAAAUCAACAAGGAUACCAAACUCUUGAAUGCCAGAGCUAGCUCAGUCACACGCCCUCGCGCAGUCCUAUCCAGUCCUGAUAAUGAUGGGAUGAUCGGAAAUAUCAACAAGUUCGAUAAUGAAAGAUCUUCCUCUCUGAAAAAGCUUCAUCAUGAUGCGAAAGUGCCUACCCAAACUGCAGCCGUCUCUAGCCCCAUUAAAGGCUUCACGGCUAGAAGUCCUCUGGUUGCAAGAAAAGGCUCCAGGGAUGCAUUUGGUAACAACAGCGGCCUUACACAAAGCAAAUCUGCAAAGCCAGUAGUUCCAAGGCGGAAAGCAAGUUUAAAGAAGGAAAUUAAAUCAAGUUCAACUGGGCUUUAAAUAUACUGUCAUGAUAUAUUAUGCCGGAUUUGUUUUUGUUCUUUUUUUUUAAAAUGCUAAA
Molecule: messenger RNA, 880 nt
Organism: Pistacia vera
Lineage: Eukaryota; Viridiplantae; Streptophyta; Magnoliopsida; Sapindales; Anacardiaceae
Exons: 5
Coding region: 1-819 (272 amino acids)
Source: RefSeq, a predicted model, not a curated record